AUGGCUCCGAAGGAACAGAAAGCUCUUGUCAUCCCAUCCAAGGGCGCCGAUUUCGUCGUGCAAAGCGUGGCCGUGCCCUCCCCUGGUCCUGGUGAGAUACUAGCCAGGGUGGACGCUACAGCCCUCAACCCGGUCGACUGGAAGAUCAAGGACCUCUACCAGGAUUGGAUUCAAUACCCUGGGAUACUCGGAUUUGACGCUGCCGGUGUAGUCGAGGAGGUUGGCGAGGGUGUCACUAACGUCAAGAAGGGAGACAAGAUUCUGUGGGAGGGUGAACUCACGCCGUCUCACCGCGCAACGUACCAGCAAUACGCCAUCGUCCCCGCCGAGUUUGCCGCCAGGAUCCCCGACAACGUCAGCCUCGACGAGGCGGCGUCCAUUCCUACGUCGCUUGCCACGGCAUAUUUGGGGCUGUAUAACAAGAAGAGCGACGUUCGCGGCGGAGGCGCGGAGCUGACGCCGUUCUGGCAAUCCUCCACCGCCUACGCCGGACAGCCAUUCGUGCUGUUGGGUGGCGCCACCUCUGUCGGCCAAUCUGUAAUCCAGCUUGCCCGCCUAUCUGGUUUCUCCCCUAUCAUCGUCACCGCGUCCGAGAAGCACACGGACCACCUCAAGUCGCUCGGGGCCACGCACGUCCUCCCUCGCUCGCUCUCCACUGAAGCCCUACGUGCCGAGAUCGGCAAGAUCACGUCGCAGCCGAUCAAGAUCGUCUACGACACAGUGAGCCACGCUGACACGCAGGAGACUGGAUAUUCGCUCCUUGCCUCUGGUGGCCAAUUGAUUCUUGUGCUGCCACCCGCUGAGGGGAUUGUUCACGGGAAGGAUGGGAAGGAGCUCGUGGGAGUGGCUGGGAACGUGAACUGGCCAGGCCAGCAAGAUGCAGGGCGCGAAUUGUACGCACGCGUAACGCAACUUUUACAGGAUGGGUCGAUCAAGCCAAACCAUGUACAAGUGCUUCCUAAAGGCCUCGCUGGAAUCUCGGACGGGUUAGAGCUGCUGCGCCAGGAUAAGGUUAGCGGUGUUAAAUUGAUUGCCCAUCCUCAGGAGGCGGCAUGA
This is a messenger RNA of Punctularia strigosozonata HHB-11173 SS5, 1056 nucleotides long. RefSeq names its product GroES-like protein. Lineage: Eukaryota; Fungi; Basidiomycota; Agaricomycetes; Corticiales; Punctulariaceae. Bases 1 to 1056 code for a protein of 351 amino acids. Gene Ontology annotation, molecular function: oxidoreductase activity, acting on NAD(P)H. The record is from RefSeq and is a predicted model, not a curated record. The transcript is spliced from 4 exons.